Molecule: messenger RNA, 4393 nt
Organism: Amoebophrya sp. A25
Lineage: Eukaryota; Dinophyceae; Syndiniales; Amoebophryaceae
Source: the annotation of a GenBank genome assembly
CUUCAUUGGCUUGUGCAGUGUUAGAGGUUAAUGGUCUAAAAGUCGUUGUUUUCUACGUUUAUGAAGAGAAGUUGUACCAUAAUAUGUGACAUCGUUGCCGUAUCCAUUUUUAUAGCGGAUUUUUUAGAAGGAGAUAGAGUUGCUUGUAGUUGUUAAUUUGCACUAACCCAACUCUGUCGUUGGCGAUCGCGAUAAUUAGUCGAAUGCUAGACUAGCUAGAAUAAAACAAGCAUAUUUUCCCUAUCAGGGAGGCGGACACAAAAGUACAAUAUCAUAUCAACGAGAACUACAAGAUGCCUUGCGCCACGAAGACCUUUUUGUUGUUAUGCAAUUCUUUUCUCGGCCCUCUUUCAGUGUAUGCCCUGAAGGCAGGCACCGGGCAUCGCACACGCGAUCAUCCGGAGUCGGCACCACACCCAGAUGGCGCACCACACCGAGAUGGCGCACCACGCCGAGGGCAACAUCAACGCCGACAAGCGCGGCAACAGCAGCAGUGGGUUCCCAGCAUGGCAAAUGGUCAAUUUGUAACUCCAGGGGCUAUUGGAGCAGGCUAUAGCGAUGCCGUAGGUGCCUACUAUGAUCCAUGGACUCAAGCUGCAGCAUAUGCAGCAUCGUUUGUUCCUCUAGGUGGCCCACACCAUACCGGAUGGGGAGACGCUGACGCGCAUGAUGCUGGAAGUGCGCAUGACUACGUGCCACUUAUCUUUCCCGAUGGCAGUGUCGCGGCAGUCGUGCAUAGUUAAGGAUAAUCUUUCUUCGUCCAAGUAGAUUCCACCCCUGAAAAGUGGAGUGGAGUCGAUGUCGCUGUCCUCACAAAGUGACACGACUCGAGGAAGUCUGGAUGAUGAAAAAUUUUGAUACUGCUAAGAUCAAGGGGUUUUUCCGCUGGAGCUUCGUGGUUCCAUUGCCAGCGUUAAGGAAUAUGACGAAUAUAAUGCUGACUCCUCCGGCUUUGCAGAAAGAGCGCCGCCGCAACAGCAACAACCACUAUUGCGCAAAGCCGGGAAAGGAAAGGUUAGGGUCCUCACAAUUAGUUACACUGUUGUUUAAGUUCUUCAUUCAGUACCAGCUCCUGUGCCAUCUGCAGAGAAUGCUAUUUGGUGUUUGACAAGGCCAAACACCAGUAUAUUUGCUGAGUAAAGUAAUCGCGACUCCUACCGUUCUGCAUCUCCAAUACCAAUGUUGAUGUCAUGUCAAUUUUUACUACUACAUAAGUACAUGAUAUUGAUGCAAAGACUCCUUUCUAAGAGGAGAGAUGCUAGAGGUAGAGGGAGUGGUGUGUCAUCCUCUGCGUCCGACGUUGCACCAGAGAACAGCAUUACCCCCUGGUCGGCACGUCCAGGGUCUGCCGCAACAAGGCCUACGGAGUCGACAAGAAAAGUGAGCGAACGUUCCUUUGGUUUUGGGCACCCUUCCCAGCUGGCUGAGAUUCAAAACAAGUAUGACCAAGUCGCUGGCCAACAGAUUAGUGCCGAACACGGUCACCAUUCGUGUCGUACAACUAGUACUAAGAGAAGAAGUCAAGAAGAAGAUGAAAAAGAGCAGGAAGAAGCAGAUGAAGUCGCUACUAUGAGCCGCCAGACGUCAUUAAAGUCGGCGAAUAGCGAACUCUCUGAGGUUUCCACGGUGAUUCACGACAACCUGACAAAAACGGGAACGGAUUCGAGUUUUCCUGAGGGCAGCAGCAGUGGGUCGAGUCUGCCACAGCGACAGGGUAGUAAUUUAAGGAUUUCCACGAAUGUGCAUCCUGCACUACCUCUAUCAUUCUUGCAUUAAUAGUGCAGGGGUGCGCAAGGUAUAAAUAUGAUCUGCAAUCUAGUCCUCCUAUCAUCAUUAUUUUCCAAGAUGAUAAUCGGGUAUCUAGACUGACACCAACAACGUUCGUCUUUAUAUUGAUUAGGUUUCAAUAGAAAAGAGGUCAAGGAUAUGAUCUGAAUAGUGCAAUAGCGGAAGCUCUAAACCGAAGUCGAAGAUGGUGUGAUAUGGACUCCGACGACGAGGAUGAUCUCGCGUUGAGGUUUGGUCUGCUUCGGGGUGGAGCUGCUCAACAAAUGGCAGGCUCGAGAGAUGCCUCUUCUGCUAAUGCAAGCGAUUCUCAAGUAGAACGGCACCAGACUCAGGUAGCAGCUCGUGUUUUUCCCCAUCGUCCAGAGUCUACAGCGUCUUCGAGUGCGAAGCUGGCACUAACCGAACAGGUGAUUAAGAUGCAACACGAUGAGAUGCAAUUGGAUGAUGCUCAUGCUUCUACGAUUGCUUCCGGCGUGCAGCAGGAGCCUUCUUCUCAGAUCAACGUCGGGUUUUUUAAGCAAAAUUUUGCCCAUCUUUUUGAACGACCCACAGCGGAGGAGCAGCAGCAACCCCAAAGACCAUUUCAUGACGGGCUGCAUAUACCUGCUUGUGCUACUAAAGAACAGGCCCGUGGAAGGGGUAAUAUCUGGUUUGAACAAUCCAGCAAUUCUAGAAGUAGUAGAGUUGCGGCAGGGUUCAAGAUCGCACAGCGGGUGGCACUAACACCCGCCCCGUGAUCAUUUUCUCCAAUUUCGGAUUAGAUCUCCGCUAGACAACGAGAAUGGAUGUCUACUUGCUUUGGAGGUAACAAGACGGUGGUGGAGCAGAUGAAUCUGGAGCAUUGGAAGUGAAGUGUUUACUAAAAUGCAUGACUAUAAAUCCAACAUGAUCAAUUAGGAAGAGAAAUAACUACAUGAGCACGAUAUUGUCGUAAUUGCGACAUCAAAUAGGAUUAGAAAUAACAAGAGCAAGACGGUGGUGGAGUGAGUGUACUUGUGGUGGAGUGAGUGUACUUGUGGGGGAGUUAGUGUACUUUACAUAGUGUCACACGAAGCUCUUGCGCAAUCCUCCGAUCGGCAAAUACAUUAGGAUUAGUAGCGGAUUAUCGAACAAGUGAUAUUCUCGAUGGCGAUUGAUAUGAAGUUUGAGGAUGAUUGUCAUUUGCACCUUCCCAUUUCAAUAUUUUCUCCAUGAGGGAGGUUGAUAUGGGUUAGGAGAAUACCCGUCUACGGACUGGGUAUAUCAUUAUCAUGCAUACUAAACGUGAACGAAAUAAAAUGCUCGCAACAAACUAAGGAUAGUCAAAAAUCUUAAAUGUAGAGAUCUACAUCUUCGAUAAAGAUUGAAGACAUACGAACGAGGUACAGGUGUCAAACACUACGAGGCACUAGUACUACUGAAAAUGAUUAUGAGUUUUUAAGCUGCAUUUGGAUUAUCUUUCUCUUUCCGUCGAACGGCUAAAGCAGCCUAAUGAUGUUUCAUGAUUAGGUAGUCUCAAGACUAGUUUCAAAAACCGCGACAGUGAAACGGAAUGUCUCUUAUUUUCGCAGCUGUAUAUCGCAGCUGUAACUUCUGAGACUUUUGUGUUGUUUCAAAAGCAUCGAUAAGGCUGGUUCUCGUUGGAUCCUAACUUUGUUUAUUAUUGGAGAAACUACCAACUAGACCAUGCAGGACCUACACGACACCACUUUGUUCACUUGCGGUUUCUGCGUGAGUCGUGUCUCUAAUGAUGGGUUGGAAAACAAGAGGAUUAAUGUACAAUUACAAGCAAGUCGUGGCAGUCGACUAUGUAUCUAUAGAUGUUUAUGCUUAUGCAACCAGAACAAGUCACGACUAUUAUUUGCUAGCACUAGGCGGAAUGCAACAUAAGCCUGGUUGUGGCGGUACAAGACAGGUGUAUGCAGAAUCUAUCAAGAUAACGGGUACAGACAGUUUUAGCACCUACGUCUGGGCAUAGAAUACUUACAUGAUGAUUUUCUAUUUGGAUUCGUCGCUCAGAUACAUGGGUGAAUCAAUUUGCAAUUUUAAAAGAGGAUCGAGAGAUUGAUGUGGGCAUAAAGCCUUUGCCGGGAUUGUCAGGAUAUAAAAUGCGCGUCAGCAUUUCCGAGGGAUAUUGACCUUGUGGGAUGUCGCAGCUUUUCACCAUGCUGCGGGGGAGGUGAUUCUGUACACAGGUUAGUGGAUGUUUGUUGUUCUCGACGUGACUUUGAGUGGUUGGUUUUGUGCAAAAGAGGGGACAUUUUUUACACAACCACGAGGACAGCGUCCAAGACAACGACGUUGCAUCGAUAAACUAUGGAUUCUUAGUAUACACAGGGGGGCAUGAAAAUCCUAGGAUUCAUAGCGGUCCCCUUCGGUGGACUAGUAUUUAUGUAGACUGAUGUCUAACCGUACGACGAAAAAAUAGCCUAUUCGCACUGAUUAUCGGUUUGCGGGAUUUCUAUGUUAUGGAAUGGGGAGGUGCUCUCUGAAGCUAGAGGAGGUCAAAAUGCUCAACAUCAAAGGAAUAUUUACGGGGUGGACGAUCAACAAACGCGCUUUUUCCAAGUUUGUGACACGCAUUUCGUCAUUCCAAUACUUUACCUCAGCCGCACCUUGAAGAUGU